Messenger RNA from Anolis carolinensis (green anole), 9226 nucleotides. It is a transcript of the gene st3gal5, whose product is annotated as ST3 beta-galactoside alpha-2,3-sialyltransferase 5. The transcript has 7 exons. The coding region runs from base 263 to 1375 and encodes 370 amino acids. The record is from RefSeq and is a predicted model, not a curated record. Gene Ontology annotation, molecular function: lactosylceramide alpha-2,3-sialyltransferase activity. NCBI's taxonomy places the organism in Eukaryota, Metazoa, Chordata, Lepidosauria, Squamata, Anolidae.
AGGCCUUUUGGACGUCCUUGGACUUUGUCCUGUGGAGAAACAGCGCGCCUAGGUGCCCUCGGGCCCUAUCGGUUGAAUUAUCAUCGCCUUGGAAACACGGGGGGCGGGGGGUGGAGAGCCUUGUCUUGAGUGUUGGCCCUGGCUGCUGGCUGGCAAGAUACCUUCUGUGAUGCAAGGGGCAAAGCAAUGCUGAGUGAAAAUACCUCUCUUCACCUGAGAAAGAAAUGUGUGUCUUCUCUGCCAUGCUCUAACAUAGUUACUCAUGAAGAUGAAAAGGCCAAGUGGUUUUUUAAAAGGUACUUUCAAGCAUGUCGUGGUAAUGGUAAUUGGUCUUUGUUUCAUUUACAUCAUCAAGUUAAGCUUUGAUUCAGAGGACUGUGACAUGACAAGGAUUCAUUACGUGAAGACAGCACAUGUGAAGAAAACACAGAAGUUCGCUGAGAAAGUUCUACAAGCCCCGUGUCGACCAUCUUUUGUGAAGAAAGAAAUGAGCAGGUUAUUUGGAGAGAAGUACAAUAUCAAUACAUCUUCUUUUAUAAGAAAAGAUAUAAAUGCACAUGAAGAUAUCUUCAAAUAUGAGCCACCCUUUGGAUUUCACAAGUUUUCAGAAAAACUCAAAGACCUUUUGGAACUUUUGCCUGAGUACGAUUUACCAGAAGGCUUGCAGUCAAAGCACUGUAAGCAUUGUGUUGUUGUUGGGAAUGGUGGAGUGCUUCAUGGACUGGAACUGGGAUAUGUCUUGAAUCAGUUUGAUAUUGUUAUAAGAUUAAAUAGUGCACCAGUUCAGGGAUAUACAGAUGAUGUUGGUAAUAAAACCACUAUAAGAAUGACCUAUCCAGAAGGUGCUCCCUUAUCUCAACAUGAAUAUUAUCCAGACGGUUUGUUUGUUGCAGUUCUAUUUAAAAGUGUUGAUUUUGGCUGGAUUCAAGCAGUGGUUAAAAAUGAAACGUUGCCACUGUGGAUGCGACUAUUCUUUUGGAAGCAGGUGGCUGAGAAAAUACCUGUGAUGCCUAAACAGUUUCGCAUCUUGAAUCCAGCAAUCAUUAAAGAGACUGCUUUGGAUAUUCUGGAAUACCCGGAACCUCGGCCAAAGUUUUGGGGAUGGGAUAAGAACAUACCCACUAUUGGAGUGACGGCAAUUGUCCUGGCUACGCAUUUAUGUGAUGAAGUGAGUUUAGCUGGAUUUGGAUACGAUCUUAGUCAACCCAACACACCAUUGCAUUAUUAUGAUAAUCUUUGCAUGGCUGCAAUGAAUGAACAGACAAUGCACAAUGUGACUACAGAAACAAAAUUUCUUCAGAAGCUGAUCAAAGAGGGAGUUGUAAAAGAUCUCAGUGGAGGAAUAUUUUGCACCUAUUGCAAGAAGUCAAGCUAAUGGUUGAAACUGAGUCCAAACAUUGGAUUUUGCAUGCUCCUCCUUUCUGGAGGAGACCCUCUCAGUGUUUCCAUCAUGCAGACUACCCUAAAGAACCAUUUAUCUCCAUGUUGAUUAGCACAUUGAGUUGCCAGUAUUUAUGUACCAAAGUGGUACAUAUUUGCUUUCUACAAGAAGUGUGUAUGUAAAGGAAAUUUCAUUAAUAUAUAUAAGAUUUUUGGAGAAAUGUUCAUAAGUUAUUUUAAUUCUAAAGAUCAUUGUGCUUAGGUAUAUGUUACCUAAAGAAAGAAAGAAAAAAUAUCAUGUGGUUCUUCAUACUACUGUAAAUGUUUUUGGCUUGAAAAUAUUAAGAAUGUGUUACUUAUGUGACUCAUUUGUGGUAAAGAGUGUUGUCAAGGGCUUUCAUGGCCGGGAUCACAGGGUUUGUUGUAUGUCUUUCGGGCUGUGUGGCCAUGUUUCAGAAGUAUUCUCGUCAGGAGAGAAUACUUCUGGAACAUGGCCACACAGCCCGAAAGACAUACAACAACCCUGUGGGUAAAAAGUUUGCAUAUCUAGCUUUCCUCAAAACCUUACCUCUCACCUGUUUCAAGUUCAUUGCACAUGAACCUCUUCAGCACCAAAAGUAAAGGAUUGCAGAGCAGCUUUCCCCUGAUAUGGCCAGGAAGUGCAACAUCCAUUUCCGGUUCUGAGGUUGUUGCCUUUAAUAAUUGCUAGGUUUCAGGUAACAACACUGAAACAAAUAGAUUAAGGAUUAUGGUUGUGAGGUGUUACAAUAUAGCAUGCUACAUCUGUAAAGAAUGAAAUUAAUUUGCUUUAUUUCAUUAAGGAACCAAUCCUGUGGUUGCUAAACAACAUACAGUAAAACACACACACACACAUUGGAAAAUAUUUUUGAUAUCUUUCUCUGCAUUUGUUUUUUUUAAACACAUAUUUCAAAAUAUUUCUCUCCAAAAUGAAUGCAUUCUGAUUUGCAAAGAAUAUAACAACAACAAAGGAAAUGCAAGAGAGUCAUUCUUCUGGCUUUUAAAAAAUUCUGUAGAGCAUCUGAUGUAAGUCUUUUUUCCACUUUCCUCUUGUUAUAUACAUACAUUUUCUGUACCUUAUAUACUCAUGUAUAAGUUGAGGGCAGAUUUGGGGGCCAAAAUUAUGUAUUUUGAUAUAACCUGAGUAUAUGUUGAAGGUCAUUCCCGAGUAUAUGUUGAGGGUCAGUAGGGCCAGCCUUCACCAUCACUUCUGUUUUGCCACCCAGCCAGAAGCUACCUACUCAACAGUGUGGAGUGAGGGGGAUAAAUGUUUAUUUUAGGUUCUCCUGGAGUGGACUAGGCUCUUGCCUUUCUGCACUCUACUCAGAAAAAGGAUACAGGCAGUCCCUUGGUUAUGAACAAGAUAGGUUCUGAAGGUGAAUUUGUAUUUAAGUUGGAACAGUGAUAUGUAAGUCAGAUGCUUGUAACCUGGGACUUCCUGUAGUUCCUCUUUUAUGAGUUAAGGUAUAGGACUCACAUUGACUCAUGGAUAAAUUGAUCCAGUUUUUUUUUGGGGGGGGGGUUGAUUUUUUGACUAAAAUUUCUAGUCUUAUACCUGAAUAUAUAGGGUAAGUAUAGUCAAGAGAAAUAUAGAAGUUCCUGUUUAGAUACUCAAAAUAAUUAUGCAAGAUAGAGUUGCUUCCAAGUGCUGCAGGCUUCAUAAUGGGAAGAAAUAUUGUAGCAUAGGAUUUGCACACCUGGAAUACUGCUGUUCAAGAAUCCAGCCACUCAGCCUUAUCAUUCCCCAGGAUACUGUAUCAAUAGGGUGAUAUUCUAGCAGCUGGAAUGACAAAGGCCCAGAUUAAAUUACCGUGAAAUUAUAUGUGAGAACCAAAAACAAUUUUAGAUUUGUCUCUCCCAUUGUUCUGUAUUGCAAACUGCAAACAUGUUCAAACAGAAAGGGCUUUUAAAAUUAGUUUGUUAUAUGAUCUUGUUGUAAGAGUCAAAAAUUUGAGGUGACAAAUACAUACUCCUUGCAAGAGCCUAAGUGACUGUUUUGGCCAUAGCCAGACUAAUUGAAUUAAAGAAAGAUUUUUUUCUUACAACUUAGCCAAAAAUAUGAGGGCAACUGCAUAUAAUUUAUGCAUUUCUUUGUCUUAGUCAUAUAUAAAACAUAAGAGGCAUAGCCUAUUCUUUGCACAAAAUUGAGUAUGCAGCGGGAAGGAGAUGAAAGUCUCUACAAAUUGUGCUCUAGAGCAGUUCUCUAGGUACUGGAACUAGGAAGAUGAGAGAUGACUUCAAGCAGGGAAUACCAUAGCUGUCUUGUUAUGUCGAGUUGGCUUUCGAUAGCUGUAUCUUCAUGGGCAAUAGAUAAAUCAUUGUUUUUAAAAUAUGAGCAAAAUCAAAAUUUCUUCUCACUUCCUUAAUGUAUAUUACUAGCUGUGCCCGGCCACGUAUUGCUGUGGCUUAUGGAAAUCAUUUGUUGGCCAGGUGGAAUAGCGGUGAAUAGCCUUGCAGCCUCAAAGCCUGGCUGUUUUCUUCUUAUGGAAAUCCUUGUUUGGUGAGCUGGAAUACAAUGGAAUAGGCUUGCUGCGUGAGAGGCUGGGUACUUGCGUUCUAGGGAAAUGGUUUUUUGGGCUGCUAGAAUUGCAAUAAAUAGCCUCGCUGCUUCAAAGCCUGGCUGCUUGCUAUCUAGUGGGAUCUUUGGUUGGUCAGCUUCAAUAGUACAGAGUAGUAUUGCUGCUUAAAAGCCUGGCAGCCUUCUACCAGGGUUAAUCCUUUGUUGAUCUGAUUGAAUUGCACUGAAUAGCCUUGCAGCUUCAAUGCCUGGCUGUGUUAUAGCUAGGGGAAUCCUUGUUUGGUGAGCUGGAGUAGCACCCUCAAUCAAAGAGCCGCUUUGAAGCCUGGCUACUUCCUUUGUAGGGCUAUCAUUGUUUGGCCAGUUUGAAUUGCACUGAAUAGUCUUGCAGCUUAAAAGCCUGGCUGCUUUCUACCUUGUGGAAUCCUUGCUUGCCCAGGUUGGAUAGCAAUUAAUAGUCUUGGUAUGAAUGCUGCAAUUAGUCACCUUGAUUAGCAUUUAAUGGCCUUGUAGCUUCAAAGCCUGGAUACUUCCUGCCUGGGAGAAUCCUUUGUUGGGAGGUGUUAGCUGGCCCUGAUUGUUUCCUGUCUGGAAUUUCCGUUUUCAGAGUGUUGCUCUUUAUUUACCGUCCUGAUUUUAGAGAUUAUAUUGUUGUGUAUUAUUAUACCACAGUAAAUAUUAUAUAUUAUAUUUAUAAUCUUAUAUCAUCUGCUUAGAACUGGAUUAUAUGAGGCCCCUUCUACACAGCUGUAUAAAAUCCACACUGAACUGGGCUAAAUGGCAGUGUGGACUCAAGAUAAUCCAGUUCAAAGCAGAUACUGUGGAUUAUGUGCCUUGGCAUUCUGGUUUAUAUGGCUGUGUGGGAGGGACUUGAGUCUACACUGCCAUAUAACCCAGUUCAAAUCAGAUAAUCUGUAUUUUAUAGGCAGUGUGGAUGAGUCUAAGUGCACUCUGCUUGUGCCCUGGGCGCCAUUUUGGCUGAGGGAAUUGCUAGGAUAUGAAGUGGGCGGGGCCUAAAGGGGCGGGGCCUACCGUUCUGAACUGUUUCUAAAAGGGGGAAAAACUGCUCUUUCUUGUCCUCUAAUUUGGGCUUUAUUUUUCUAGUUUUUUUGCUUGAAAGACAUAGACUGGAUGACUUAAGUCUUUUGUCGCCAAAUUUGGUGUGAUUUGGUUCAGUGGUUUUUCUGUUUACUCCAUAGUAAAACAGCACAUUACAUUUUUAUAUAUAUAGAUAAGGAGGCGAUAAAGACAUUGUGUUCUCAGAAUAAUAGAGAAUAAUUAAUGUUAGAUUAUUUUCUUUAAUAAGCAAUUUGUUUGGUAAAGUUCCUACAUACUCAAGAUAUUCUCAAGGUACACAGAAGCCUGUAAACUGGAAAGAAAAUACUCAAAAUGUUUUGCAAGGACCUCCAGCUUUUCAAGUAUUGAGGAUAUAGGUACAAGAAAAUACUUAGGCAAGGAAUUUGUUCUGUUGUCUCCAGAGGGGAUGUCCAGGUGAAACAUAAAAUACACACCAUCUUCUUAUUAGAUAUUAGAAGCAGCAUGGCCUCCUUAAUAAUUUUGCCACUAAAAUCCUGACCUCCUUUUCUCUCAGAAAUUGAGCAGAUGGUGAAGAUCUAUUGAAUUUAGGAAGGAAUGUUAUGGCGAGUGUUGAUAAAAAAAGGGGGGGGGGGAUAAGCCACAGGCCUUAUCUCAUGUGCCAUUGUAUUCCCAGAGAAGUCCUUUUUUUAAAACAACCAAACUAGAAGUCAUUUCCAGUUAUCUCCUGUGUUGAAAAGGGACUCUUAUGAGUCUAAAAUGGCUAAGCAUUACCUGAAAACAGCAAAAAUGCCUGACCACAGCCCCUAGGGUAUGUUGGGACAUUAAGGGGCUACAAGUCUCCUGGGGGCUAAUGUAGCCCUUUAGCCUUCCAUAGUUGUCUGCCUCAGUUACACACUAUUUUUGCAGUUUGUAUCCUAUAUCUUCUAACAUAAAUUUAUGUUCCUAGGCAGCUAACAAAGUAAGAAGCAAUAAAGGUACAAUCAGGACAAAUAAUUGUAGCAAGCAUUCACACUAACUUGUUUUUAAAAAUACUUCAAUGGGUUAUCAAUACUCAACAAAAUAAAUUAACAAAUAAAAUGUAAUCAGCUGAUUAUUGAGCAAUCAGUUUGACUUGCCAGUGUUUGCUCCUAUCUUUCAAAAUGUGACAAAGGUAACCAACACUUAGAAAAACAUGCAAUUCCCUAGUUUUUAUAAAUUGAGAGCUCUGUACAAUCUAAGGGACAGUGUUUAAUAUAAAACGUACACAUCAAAUAGAAUUUGUAAAAUAAGUGUUUGCUGUAAACUCAAAUAACAAUGAUGGAAGUUGAUGAAUUUGAUUUUUAUGGUUAAGUAUUUGCCAUGGAUCAUAUGUUAAUAUUGACACACACACACACACAUAUACAUACCACUGAGGUAUUUUGAUAAACUCCAGUUUCCAGGACUGUUGUUGGUUUGUGGAAGAAGCAUAUGAUAGGUUUCUUAUUUUGUCUCCAACAUUAUGGAAUGGAGCAGUGUUGUGGAACUCAUAUCUGCUUAUGAGAUAGUGUGAGGCCUAAGUGCUAAACAAUAUUAGCACUGCUUGAAUCUAGUAAGACAGCCUUAUGGAACAUGGGAGAUGAUAAGCUCUACCUUACGUUUUUGUUUGAAUUUCAUUGGUAUUGUUGAUGUUUUUUCUUAGUCACUUUGUUUUAUGCAAGGAAUACACCUGGUCUGUUCGCCCAUUCCCUUUACAUUUGGUACUUCAUCUCUGCUUGUUUUAUUGUCUUUCUCUUCAACUGUUGUUCUUCAUUCCUUCCUCUUCACUGUUUUUGCCCUUCUCCUGUUGCUUAUUGUCCUCUUAUGUCUUACAUUUGAUACCUUUGCAGGAGAAGAUCUGAUCCAUUGAAGGGUCACUUCCUGAUUGACAGCUCACUCUUAGUUCUAAUGCUACACAAGCUUAAGAGAGAGAAAGAAGUUAAUAUAUUGUUAUGUUGGGUCUGUCAUAUUGCAUUGUAGAUACUUCAUAAUGUAUGAGUUCAGUUUACACAAGGUAGGGUGAAGAUUUCCUUCUUGAACAUCAUCAUUUUCCAAAGGAAUUUGCCUAGUUAUGUCCCCUGGAGUCCAAAAACACUUGUACAUGAAUAUAUGAACCACUCUUGAAGAGCAAUGCAAAAUAAAUGUAAUCUUUCAUGGACUCUGGUGGGCAUAUAGCUUUUGCUUUAGAUCAGGGAUUAUCAACCUGUGGAUUCCCAGAUGUUUUGACCUUCAACUCCCAGAAAUCCUAACAGCUGGUAAACUGGCUGGGAUUUCUGAAGGUUGUAGGCCAAAACACCUGGGGACCCACAGGUUGAGAACCACUGCUUUAAACAAUCAAUUUGCACUUGUUUUAGGAAGCACUUUGAACUACUGUCAUCUACUGGAAAGGCUAAAAAAGUAUAGGACAUGAGAACUGUUUUCUCUGCUUCAUGACUUUGGGGCACAUUUAUUUUCUAGAAUUAGCCCUUGAAGAUUAAAAGCUACACAUUAUACAGAAUACAGGGUUUGUACAGAAUUAUACAGAAUACAGGGUUUGUACUGGAUUCUUGUAACCUUUUGGUAUUGAGUGGGUGACAUUCCUGGUGACUUUCUGUAGUGGGUAUGCCACACAUAAGUGGAAUUCUUUUUCUAUUUUACCUGGAACAUAACAGUGACGGAGCAGAUGACAGCAAAAGUCAUGUGUAGCAAAGUGGCAGCUUUAAUUCCUGACAGAAAUGUCAUUUGCUGCUAUUUUUCCUGGUGUCUUUGGGCUUCAACCCCUUUUCUUCUACUGCUGCUGUACCUCCUCUUACUUUAGCAUAGUUCCAUUGACAAGAAGGAUCUUUGCAAGCACCUCUUCCCUCUUUUCAGAACUGGCAUCAACAGCUUGCAUCCUUGGUCUGAUUUCUGCCUCAGAUUCCUAUUUUAAAGAACAAAUGUAUUGUCUGCAGUGCCUACCAGUGUUGUUUGGCUGGGCCUAGCUGCCAUAUUAGUUUCCUUCAGUGUUUCGCAAAGACAGCAUCACUCAGGUGGGGCAGUUAAAAUGGCUAGAGUGAGUAGGUGCUGCUGCUGCUUGUAGCUCUGCUGCCUGGUACUAUUAGACAAACCUAAGUGGGUCUUCUGAUUGAGGAGACAGCACUGCCUUUCUCGGGCCUCUUGGACCUGAAGCCAGUCCUACCUCUUGAUGUGAAGAGGAAUCAAGCACUUCCCUCUGAUUUCCCAUGUGCCAGGCUUAAGCCUCAGAGGCCCCUGUAAUGGCAGAACACACUUCUUAAAAUGUCCAAGAGUCUAAGCCUGGACAUUACAAAAGGCAUGAUAAAAAUGUUCAAUAUUUGAUGAGCGGAAUGUCUGCAUCUUUACUUCAAGGUAUAAGUCGCAUUAGGAAAUCCAGAAGAGUAAAAUAUAUGCUGCUUCUGAGAGUGCCAUUUUACUUUGCUGCUUAGAGUAUUGUUGGGGUUUUGUCUAUGAACAUGGCGAUUCAAUGGCAGAGUACCACAUCUAUGCUUUCUUAGUGUUCACUGAGUGGCAUCUUCUCAUGUUUCAAGAAAAUAUUCUUAGUUUUUUCUGCUGCUCAGAUACCUGUUAUGAAACACUACUUCUAAUUCUUGCGUUUUGCGACGGCGGGAUGACUUCAGUCCUACUAGUCCAAAUUUAAUUUAUAUUCUAAGUUAACAAUAAUGGUUUGCAAGCAAGUGGAAUUUUUUUUAGGAGAAAGAGUGUGCUUUAAAACUUAAUUAAAAAGAAAUACUGUGGAACUUUCCUCCUCUUGCCUCCUUUUUCUGUUAGGAAGAACAUCUUGAAAUUAAUCAAUCCUCUUUGAUUAUUUUAAUACCCUUUGCACUACCUGCCAUAGCCAUGUGACCCCCUUACCAUGAAAUGUGUGCCAUCUGGGAACAAAACAGCACUUACAAUCCAAAUUUCUCUCAAUGUGCCGAAUGCAAAUAUCCUGGUGACUUAGGAAGCCCAAGGAUUAGUGAUGUAUAAGAUGAGAAAAAGUCUUGAAAUGCUAUCAGGGAAGGAAGGUAGGAAUAUCAAUGAGAGGAGAAAUCUUGUUGAAAGAGAAAGGAAAGAUAUGUUGAGUUGCAUUCCAAUUAGGUUAGCUGCACCUAAGGUAGUCUUGAAAUUAUUGUACAAAAGUUGGUGAUGGCAAACUUAAAGUUUAAUUGAUUUCACUGGGACCUACCACUUUGGACUAAUCCUAAUCCAAUUAUUGUAAAUUGUCUAGUAUGUAUUUAUUUGAUGAAAUUGAGGAUGCAAUAAAAAUGUUAAUCGCAAUCAAAUAAACAUUUUCCAAAACCA